Messenger RNA from Colletotrichum abscissum, 915 nucleotides. RefSeq lists its product as uncharacterized. Gene Ontology annotation, molecular function: DNA-binding transcription activator activity, RNA polymerase II-specific. NCBI's taxonomy places the organism in Eukaryota, Fungi, Ascomycota, Sordariomycetes, Glomerellales, Glomerellaceae. The record is from RefSeq and is a predicted model, not a curated record. The coding region runs from base 1 to 915 and encodes 304 amino acids. The transcript has a single exon. Gene Ontology annotation, biological process: regulation of transcription by RNA polymerase II.
AUGCCGGAAUACCGCCGCAAGCUGCAAGCUCUAGACUUCAGCGGCAACGAGGAAUUCGCAGUCCGUACCAAACAACCAUGGCCGGCAGGUCCGGUUUACUCCAUGGCCGUCCUGAUAGCUUUCACGUCUGCCGCCGGCGUCUCUGACCACUCUCCUUCACUGAACCGGAACCAACGCGACCUGGAUGGGGAACACCAUGAGCAAAGUACCGUCCUGUCACAAACUUUAUCGCCUGCAUCGGGCGAGACUUCCCGAUUGGAAAUGGUCUUCGAUCACUUAAUGGAGAUAUUUGUGGCCACUCGAGGUACGCGUGUCAUAGUCAGAGCUGGACUCGAUACGGGGGCCUUUCAAACGACAGCGUAUCGUCAUCUGAUCACCACCUCCACCGUCGCAAACCAAUUCCCGCUCUGGCCUACUUCUCCGACAAUUUCGCAGUGGUACAAAACUCUCCGAACACAAUGUCUGGAAGAAUUAGUUGGUGACGGCACAGUCGAGAGAUCUGAGGCUGAUAUCUGUGCCGCUGCAAUUACCUGCUUGGAAGAGGUUCAUGACGGCGCUGCUCGACUCUUGGAGGCCAAAAAAGAACGAUUAUGGCAAUCUAGACGUGACAACAAAUCGCUUCGGUAUGAUUUUGUUUGGUUAAUGAAGUGGACAGCAAUGGUGUCACAGGAGUUUGUCGCCCUGUUGCAUGAAAGGAAUACUGCGGCUCUGGUGGUUCUUGCGCAGUUCAUUGCGACUUGCGAGUCAAUCGAGCACCAGUGGUAUUUAGAGAAGUGGGCGAAGAACGCGAUCGAUGCGGUUAGGCAUCUACUUGGCUCAAGCAAUGCCAAUGCCAAUGCAUGGGUUGAUAAGAUUGUAGGACAUUGGCCUAGUAUAGAUCCGGACCUAGUCUCCCCUGGACUGGAAGGAAAAUGA